Chenopodium quinoa (quinoa) is the source of this 1569-nucleotide messenger RNA. RefSeq lists its product as uncharacterized. The record is from RefSeq and is a predicted model, not a curated record. The coding region runs from base 893 to 1231 and encodes 112 amino acids. The transcript has 2 exons. Lineage: Eukaryota; Viridiplantae; Streptophyta; Magnoliopsida; Caryophyllales; Amaranthaceae.
UAUCCAAAUAAAAUCCAAGAAGACCAAACCAAUCUAGCAUAUAUGUAUCAUUAAACUUCAAUUGAAAUAUUGAAUGCAACUACCAAAUCACUUCACCACAGCAGCCGAUAGGAAAAUUAACAAGAUAAAGUUGAUUUAAUGAUUCAAUGCAUGUAUAGCUUCAGUCUUCAAAGCCUACCUUCAAUAACUCCUCUGUCAGUCAUUUUUUUUCUCCAAAAAUUCGUUUGGGCAAAUUUUGAUUGUUUUGAGGCAAUUUUUUUUCUUUUGGGCAAAAGAUUUGAUUUGAUACGAAGUACCAACAUGCCUGCUGACAACAAUAGAACCCCAACCACUUUAAGUGGGAAAAGGAAGAGAGAACACGAAGAGGCCACAUCCGCGGUGAGUAAAUUUAUGUUUUUGCCUUAGAAGUACCAUUGUUGAAAUUUUUGUUUUUGGUGAGGUGUUAUUGAUUGGUUGUUGUGUGAAUUGAAAUUUCAUGUUCUUAUUGAUUGGCAGUGGUGAUUGUAGUUUUUAAUAUUGUUCUAUGAUUGAUAAUUGAUAAUCUGCAGUUGUUGAUGAAUUGUGUUAUGGCAUUUCAUUGUUGUCGUUGGUUGUUUUUUUUUUUUUUUUUUUUUUUUUUUGGCUGGUGAUAAUUUGGAGGUUUGGUAUUGUUAAUGGUUGUUGUUGGUAGGGAUUUUUGGUUUGGUUAGUUAGUGUUGAUUGGUAUAAGCAUUGUUUGAAUGAUUUUGUUCCUUUCUUUCUAGCUACGCCCAACACAAAAAUGAAUACGGAAACGAAGACGAAGUGCUUCAACCGGUGACCUUUCAAAAGUAAGUUUGGAAUAAUUCCUAAAUGAGUCCAUAUUUUAAUAAAUGAGUCCAUCUAUUUGAAAAGUGAUAUAUUUCUAGUGUAAAUGGCUUGGGAUUCUUCUUGGGAUGAAGCCUUUGUGAGUGUCCUCGAUGAAAUAUGUGCCAAAGGACAUUAUGGUAUUCGCAAAUCACAGAUGUGGUCUGAAGAAUUCUGGAGAAGAUUCGCCUUUCGAUUUGGUCAAAAUAUUGCUAAUCACCAAAUCACGUCUGAGCAGUGCCAAGAGCAGGGUAUGCUGCUCCGAAAUGUUAACCGUACAUAUGAGAGGCCAGACCAAUCAGAGGCCAACAAGCAGGGUGUAGUGCUCUCCCCAAUCAACCCUAAGCAUAGUGAAGUUUUCUCCACAAUCAACCCUAAUGCGGCUAAUCAAAGAACUUUUUUUUAAUUAGUUUUCUAUUUUGAGUAUUUGGGCUCUUUUUUUUAUUUUAAAUUUAGUACUUUUUAACUUUUAUUAACAUCAUUGAGAAUUAUUGUGAAUAAUGAAUGAUAUAAUAUGUGCAUGCUUUAGUUUGCUAAUUAAGAACUCGACAUUUCUAAGUUUUUUAUAUGCAUGCUUGAAGUAUGUUGUGAUAUUGUAGAACUAUGUGGAUCUACAAUGAUAUUAUAGACCCAAGUGGAUCUAGAGGGUUAGGGUAGACCCGUGUGGAUCUACAGUAGGGUAGAACUACGUGGAUCUACGGUGAUAUCGUAGAACUACGUGGAUCUACAGAAAGGAACUGAACU